Molecule: messenger RNA, 3644 nt
Organism: Frankliniella occidentalis (western flower thrips)
Lineage: Eukaryota; Metazoa; Arthropoda; Insecta; Thysanoptera; Thripidae
Exons: 2
Coding region: 70-3360 (1096 amino acids)
Source: RefSeq, a predicted model, not a curated record
AAAGAGGAUGUGGAUCACCCACCCAGCAGAACACAGUGCAAAACGAAAAAAAUGUAAUAUUGAUAAUUUAUGUUUUCAGGCGUUGUUAUCCCUGCUAACCUGAAACUAUCACCUGGAGAAACAUCUUCUGCACUGCUGCACCUUACAGCUGAUAAUGUUGACAUUCAACUGGACACCUUGGAUGGAAAAAAAUCUUUUCAUGGGACACAGCUGGUAGCCUUCCGGAGAGGUGCUCGUCCACUUGAGGAGGUUCUCGGCAGCAUCACUCGCUCCAGGCGUAAGUCGGUGAAAAUCCCAGACGCUAUCCAGGCACUAGAUAAAACAAUAGUGAAAUUAAAUACGAUUGAACCAAAACUACAAACAGAGCUAAAAACAGAAUGGUACGAUACUUCAGAAAUCUCUGAGAGUCGCCGUAGUGCCAAAGUGCGAGAUUUUACUUAUUUUUUCAACCGGCAACAAUCUGAUGAUCGUCAGGGGUGGACUGCAUUCAACAAGACUAUGUCAACUAAUAAUGCUGAGAUUACAUCUUGUGGAUAUUUGCCUAUGAUACUAGAUCCCGCUCAUGAGUUCAAUACUUUAAACACAGUUUUGCGAAGGGCGGUGUCGCUCGCUGACAACCUGAAUCAAAAGUAUGUUAUUCUGACUGGCGACCAGCAAGUGUACUGUCGUCUUCUAGAACUAAAAUGGUCAAAUGAUGAUUUUCAAAAGAGAGUUAUCUUGCGCAUGGGUGGCCUGCAUUUGUCACUAAAUUUUCUUAAGGCAAUUGGAAAACACAUGAGUGGCAGUGGAUUAGAAGAGCUAUGGGUGGAAAGUGGCAUUGCAGCUGAAACAAUGGCAUCAAAGGUCAUGGAAGGGAAAGUUUAUAGUAAGGGAAUGCGACUGACGAAACUCACAUUGCAAGCAUUAUGGAGAAUAAUCCUUCCAAGAUUUCAGCAGUACCUUCUUGAGGUAAACCCAGACUUCGCUGAGAGGUUGACAGGAGCAGCAGGUGAUAUAAUAUGUCUAGAAGAAAUUUUCGAACAAAACGAUAUAUUACAGUACAUAAAUGAAUGGGUGGCAUCCACAGAAAAUGUUGAGCUACAAUUUUGGAUGACUUAUGUAGACAUGGCGCACAUUUUAUUGGAGUUUACGAGGUCUUUACGAGAUGGUCAAUGGGAUUUGUAUUUGUCAUCACUCACUCAGAUGUUGCCAUACAUGGCUAGAUACGACCACCACAAUUACCUCAAAUCUCUGAGUGUGUACAUAGCUGAGAUGAACGCAUUGCCGCCUGAGGUUGAAUCUGCAUUCAGACGGGGUGACUUUGUGAUAAAAGCCAGCCCUGGAGAUUUUAAUCAGGUAGAUCCAGACCACGCUCAAGAGUGGUUAGUAGGUGAAGUGAAAAGAGCAUCUUCCGGAGCGAUCGGUCUUGUCCAAGACCAGUCUUCUCUCCAACGCUGGGCCCUGACAUACUGUUGGCAUGCCGCGAUAUCCAGCAAAACGUAUGAAAUGUAUGACUUGGAAAAGACGACAGAUCUUCACGCCGAGCUGUACCCAGGAAGAAAGAAAAGAGAUCAAGACGACGAAAAUUCUCUGAUGAAAGCCAUGGAAGCUUUCGGUAUGUUUAAUUUUGAACCUGACAAUACACUCAAGAAUGUAGCCACCAAAGACGUUGCUACUGACGAAAUUAAGACAUCUCUACUCACAGCCAAAGAACAAGGUGCGUUGCAAGUCUUUCAGUUCAUAAAUAAUCGCCUCGGUAACCAGAAAAGUGAAAGCCUCUAUGCUAGAGUGAAGUUAAAUGCCGCCCCAACCUUCCAAGACCUGUUCAAAGUUGAUCACUCGAAACAUACUGCUGUCAAAAAGUCAAACAAACAAGAUCGGAAUAUUUUGCAGCGCUUAAUUACCGCAUAUGAAGCCGGGAGAGCUGUAGACCUAAAAGAAAUAUUAAAACAUGAGCUCCACAAUGUUCCACUGUCUCUUGUGCAUCCCAAUGGCAUAAUGCGUACUGGAAAUAAAGCAGAGUUAAUGAAACUCAUGACAGAAAAUGUUGAAAUCCCGAACACGUUACCUGCUGGAGGGAGUGACCAUCUUAUAAUUGACGGGCAAGCACUUAUUAUGAGCAUUGGCAAACCACAACAUGCACAAACAUUUGGAGACUUAGCCAAUGCAGUUACGAGCAGAAUAAAAAAUAUGAGCGCCCACUACCAAAGAGUUGACAUAGUUUUUGAUAGAUACAAUCAACUUUCAAUCAAAGCUGGAACGCGACAAAAGAGGACUGCAUCCGCUCGCCCAAUUCGCAAAGCUAUAACCUCAAGGGCAGUGCCUCUUCCCAAGAGUUGGUCUAAUUACGUUGCACUUGAAGAAAACAAAGCUGAGUUAGCGGCUUUUAUUUCAAAUGAAAUAAUGUCCGCGAAUUUCUUGGACACUACAGUAGUCGUUGCUGGAGGUUUUGCUGACGAGCUUAAAGUGGCAGCUAACACUGAAAUGGAUUGCGCUUCUUUGCAAUCCACGCACGAGGAGGCUGAUACACGCCUUAUCCUGCAUGCAGUAAACAGUGCGCACAGAAGAGUUGUAGUGUCUGCAAGAGACACUGAUGUAUUUGUUUUGCUCGUUCACCAUUUCAAGAGAAUGACAUGCAAUGAAUGCUAUAUGAUGGCUGGUACAGCCAAAGACAGAAAGUAUGUACCCAUUCAUGUAGUUGCAGCGUCAAUGUCUGAAAGUGAACGAAAUAACAUACUGAUAUUUCAUGCGUUGACGGGCUGUGAUUCAAACUCAUUUAUAGCAGGUUUGUGUCCUUUUACUUUUAUUGUUAUUAUUACUUUUUCUGCAGUAGAAACUCAUUUUUCUACACAUGUUUUAGGCAUAGCAAAAAGAGGAGCUCUAGCUGUGUACCGCCUGAACUACAAAUUGCUCGAUGGUAUCACAUGUGGAGAUGUGGACGAGUCCUUUCUCAAACAGUGCGAGCAGUUUUUGGUGCUGCUGUACAAAACCAAAGAGUUAACUUGUGACGAUGCGCGUCAUAUGCUCUUUGGGAAAGUCACCAGUCCCGAACUUCUCCCAGCGACAUCAGACGCUGCUCGACUCCACAUCCUCCGGGCAGUCUACCAGUGUGUGGUCUGGAUGAGUGCUCAUGUGGCCAAGCCUGAGCUCCCCGACCCAUGCCAAUACGGCUGGCGCAUUCUUGACGGAAACUACGCUCCAGUGUACUCCACCUUGCCCGUGGCACCUGAGUCAUGCACGCAGUUGUUAAGUUGUGGCUGCAAAUCAGGCUGCGCCACAAAACUUUGCAAGUGUAGACGAGAAAAGGAAGUGUGUACUAAGCUGUGCAAAUGCCGGGGAGAGUGCACCAAUCAAGACAAUGCAGAUGGGGUUUUCGUAUAAACUAUUUGCAUGAGAGUGACUUCUUCUGCUCCCUACUUUUUGUUGUUUUCAGCAUUAUAUUCCAUUGAACCUGUGUUGACACGUUUUUAAUCACCAUUCUGUACCCAUAUUCGUGUUCAGCGACCGCGAAAACAUAUGUGGCCAUACCCCGCACGCCGUAAAGCCGCAACUUUUUCGAGCACGGUAUUUAGGCCCUAACUGGCAGCCAUCUUGGAUUUCGGCACUUCCGGUUGCCGGAUCGAUUUAUGGAGCUCAUUUUCGGAUUAGUUGACACGAAAAACGUA